AUGGCCUCAAAGUCUCAGAUCCGGAUAGGCUACGUGCCAGGCGGGCGAUGGAGCAGAAACCAUUCUAAUGACUACGGUUUGGUUGAUUGGACAGAACACUACUUGACACCAUUACAUCUGGCUCUCCGUUCAUCGACUGCGUCUUCUUUGCCGUACGAAGUCACUUUGAUUCCAUUCCCGUCCGGUACGGGACAUAUGAUCACCUCGCUGCGCAGCCAUGAGAUCGAUAUCGCGAUCGGCCUGACCGAGGGUUGGGUGGCAGGACUCACGGGAAAGACUCAGCCUCAGAACCCGGUCGAAGGAGGAUACAAGGUGGUGGGCCAUUGGGUGGACAACCCGCUCCGAUGGGCGAUUGUGACGGGUCGCAACCGGGACAAUAUCAAUGGCGUGCCGGACCUGAAGGAUCAGCGAGUCGGUGUUAGUCGGCUGGGCAGCGGCUCUCAUAUCAUGUCAUUUGUUCUCGCUCAGCAACAAGGAUGGAAGCCAGACGGUCUGUCGACUGUUCCCCUGGGUCCUUUCGGUGCUCUUCGCAAUGGUGUCACGGGCCAGGAUGAGACCAAACCGGAGCAGGAAUCCAAUCCCACCGCCGAGUUCUUCAUGUGGGAGCAUUUCACCACCAAGCCGUUCUUCCACUCGACUGCUGAAACGCCGAAUCCCCCGUUGAAAAAGAUCGGAGAGAUCUUCACCCCCUGGCCAUCAUGGAUGAUUGUUGCUUCUACGGCGGUAUUUCCGGACCCAGAACAGGACUCUCGCCUGCAACAGUUAUUCCAGAUCCUGGACCAAGGAAUCCAAGAUUUCGAAUCCAACACUACCCAGGUUGUGACACUUCUCGGAACCGGAGAGCUGGGAUGUCAUUAUAUCGAAGAGACGCCAAGGAGUGGCUCAAGGAUGUCAAGUUUACCAACGCUACUCGUGGAGUCGAUCACAAAGUCAUCGAAGGUGUCGUGGAUGUUCUGA
Penicillium oxalicum is the source of this 957-nucleotide messenger RNA. RefSeq lists its product as uncharacterized. The transcript has 3 exons. The coding region runs from base 1 to 957 and encodes 318 amino acids. Lineage: Eukaryota; Fungi; Ascomycota; Eurotiomycetes; Eurotiales; Aspergillaceae. The record is from RefSeq and is a predicted model, not a curated record.